This is a messenger RNA of Catharus ustulatus (Swainson's thrush), 1146 nucleotides long. Its product is annotated as C-type lectin domain family 4 member G-like. The record is from RefSeq and is a predicted model, not a curated record. Lineage: Eukaryota; Metazoa; Chordata; Aves; Passeriformes; Turdidae. Bases 40 to 1041 code for a protein of 333 amino acids. The transcript is spliced from 10 exons.
CGAGCUCAGAGCAGAAAAUUUGGGGAGAUUUAGGGCCCCAUGGCCCUACAGGAAACCUACGGGAACUGGUUGGGCCCCGAGCGCCUGCGGCGGCAGCCAGGAAUUUACUCCGUGGCUUCCAAGAUGUCCCCGGUGGGCGACUUCAGACCAGGCUCCCCUGACAGUUUUGAGGACGAUUACGACGACGUUUCCAUGGCGGGAUCCGAGCAGGGACCCCCGGCCAAAGGCGUUUAUCUCCUGGCGGGGCCUCCGGGCUCUUCCCGAGCUCCGUCCCUGCAGGACCCGGAAAAUCUGGAGCUGAAAUCGCCAAAUCCCGACCCCAAAUCCCAAAAUCCCGACCCUAAAUCCCGGAACCCCGACCCCAAAUCCCGGAACCCCGACCCCAAAUCCCGGCAUUGCCGCCGUUGCUGGAAUUCCGUGGCCGUCCUGGCGCUCCUGGUGGCCUCGAGCGCUCUGCUCUGGGGGGGGCUCCUGGCGGCGGCGCUGGGCAAACACACAGAACUGAGGGCGGAGCUGGAGCAGCUGAGGUCGAACCUGUCGGAAAUUUGGGAUUUGGUGCAGCAGGAGCAGACCCGGCUGCAGUUCGGGAUCCACCAGCACCAACAGGAGCUGCACGAGCUGUCCGAGGUGCUGUGCGGGGCCGUGGGCAGCUCCCGGCGCUGCGGGGCGGGCUGGCAGUCCCACGCCCGGAGCUGUUUCUCUUUCUCGCGGCGCUCGCUGAGCUGGGGCGCCGCCCGCAACGCCUGCGCCGACCUGGGAGCGCACCUGGCCGUGGUCAGCGACGAGGCCGAGCAGGAGUUCCUGCUGCAGCACUCCCAGCGAGGAUUCUCCUACUGGCUGGGGCUGGCCUGGGAUGAGCAGGGGAGCACCUGGAGCUGGGUCAAUGGGGAUGAGCUGAAUUUCAGGUUUUGGGACGUGUGGCUGCAGGAUCCCGAGAGGGAGCUGAAGAAAUGCGGCAGCAUCGGCGGCCAGGGGCGCUGGGUGCAGCAGAAAUGCACGGGGCUGCACAGGUGGAUCUGUGAGAAAGCUGCAAACUGCUGACAUUCGGGUUCUGGGUGCAGCAGAAAUGCACGGGGCUGCACAGGUGGAUCUGUGAGAAAGCUGCAAACUGCUGACAUUCAGAUUUUCACACAUUGCUGGGGAGCU